This is a messenger RNA of Cricetulus griseus (Chinese hamster), 688 nucleotides long. The record is from RefSeq and is a predicted model, not a curated record. NCBI's taxonomy places the organism in Eukaryota, Metazoa, Chordata, Mammalia, Rodentia, Cricetidae.
UAAGCUAAAAAAGCUGAGUGAAGACAGUUUGACUAAGCAGCCUGAAGAAGUUUUUGAUGUAUUGGAGAAGCUUGGAGAAGGGUCUUAUGGAAGUGUUUUUAAAGCAAUACAUAAGGAGUCUGGUCAAGUUGUUGCGAUUAAGCAAGUGCCUGUCGAGUCAGAUCUUCAGGAGAUAAUUAAAGAAAUCUCCAUAAUGCAGCAGUGUGACAGCCCCUAUGUGGUGAAGUACUAUGGCAGUUACUUCAAGAACACAGACCUCUGGAUUGUCAUGGAGUACUGCGGCGCUGGCUCCGUGUCAGACAUCAUUAGGUUACGAAACAAGACAUUAACAGAAGAUGAAAUUGCAACCAUCCUAAAAUCCACAUUGAAAGGAUUAGAAUAUUUGCAUUUUAUGAGGAAAAUACACAGAGAUAUAAAAGCUGGGAAUAUUCUCCUCAACACUGAAGGACAUGCAAAGCUUGCAGAUUUUGGAGUGGCUGGCCAGUUAACAGAUACAAUGGCAAAACGCAAUACUGUAAUAGGAACCCCAUUCUGGAUGGCUCCUGAGGUAAUUCAAGAAAUCGGUUACAACUGUGUGGCUGACAUCUGGUCCCUGGGCAUCACUGCCAUAGAGAUGGCAGAAGGGAAACCCCCUUAUGCUGACAUCCAUCCAAUGCGGGUAAGGAAGUCAUAGCUUGGUAAAAGCCUU